AUGUCCAUGAAAGCUGUACCCGUCAUUUCUGGCGAUUCCCUUGUACUUCGUGGUCGUCCCGGGCCUCAGGGACAGCCUCCAAAAGAAAGGUGUGUUUCCCUUUGUCGUGUGAUGUCGACGUGUCUUGUGACGCCGUACAGGAUUCUCCAUCUUGCAGACGUAGGAGCACCUCGUAUGGGCUCCUCCACUAGGGAGGAUGAGCCUUGGGCGUUCGAGUCUCGCGAGUUCCUACGAGCCCUUGCCGUAGGAAAGGAAAUCUCAUUCACGUCUACACACUCUUUACCGCCCAACGACGAUAUGCCACGCGAUUUUGGCACAGCUGAGAUUGGCGGACUCGACGUCGCAUCAGAACUACUCAGAAACGGAUGGGCUAAAGUUAAAGAAAUCAAACGCGAACCUACUGACGAGGACGCGCGCAAACGCGAGCUUGAAAACGAGGCAAAAUCAGCUGGCAAAGGGCUAUGGAAUCCGCAUGGUCCCAAGGCCCGCGCGGUCCAUCACACAAUGCCUACCGACUCUCAAAGCUUUGUUUCUGAAUGGAAAGGGAAAUCAUUGGACGCUAUUGUGGAACAAGUCCGGGAUGGAACUACUCUACGGACGCGUCUGCUGAUGCCCGAUGGAGAACAUCAGAUCGUCAACAUCGCCUUGGCCGGCGUUCGUAGUUCCCGCGUUGCAAGUAAACCAGGAGAAAUUUCAGAGCCAUGGGGAGAAGAAGCCAAGUUUUUCACUGAGUCUCGCCUUCUUCAACGUCCUGUACGUGUUCAAAUAUUGUCUCUACCGACAUCAACUGCAACACCAUUCCAAAUUGGUGCCACUGGCAGUGCCCCCGCAACAGCCAGCAUUUUUAUUGGCCAAGUUCUACAUCCAGCCGGAAACGUCGCAGAAUUUCUAGUCGCAGCGGGGCUGGCACGCAUUGUUGACUGGCACGCCGGCAUGUUGUCGAGUAGCGGUGGAAUGGAACGGCUGCGCGCAGCUGAGAAAGUCGCAAAAGAAAAACGUGCAUGUCUGUACGCAGUCGCAGCACCUUCUACGUCGAAAAAUAACGCCGGCGCUGCGAACGGGAAUAACCGAGUAUUUGAAGCCACCGUAAUCCGAGUCUGGAACGGAGACCAAGUAUCGGUCGUUGAGAAGGAUACCGGCAAAGAACGGAAACUCCAGUUAAGCUCGACAAGAGGGCCAAAACUUGCGGAUCCCAAACAAGCCACCUAUGCCCAGGAAGCUAAAGAGUUUUUGCGUAAGAAGCUUAUUGGCAAAAAUGUUCGCGUCACGAUCGAUUUUGUCCGCCCUCGCGAGGGUGAAUAUGACGAACGUGAAUGCGCCACCGUUCGAUAUGGCAACCAAAACGUAAACGUAGCAGAACAACUGGUAGAGAAGGGGUAUGCCAGCGUCGUACGUCAUAAAAGAGACGACGAAGAUCGAUCAUCGGACUACGAUAAGUUAAUGGCAGCUGAACAGACAGCAUCUGCUGAAGCACGAGGUAUACACUCUGGGAAAGACAUUCCUCCUCCCAAGCAGCCGCUGAAUAUAUCCGAGACCCAUUCCCGUGCCAACCAAUUCCUCAACGGCUUCAAGAGAUUGGGUCGUAUACCCGCGGUUGUUGAUUAUGUUGCCGCGGGGUCGCGUUUCAAGAUCUUCCUUCCCAAGGACAACCAGACCCUGACUUUGGUCCUUGGUGGUAUUCGUGCACCCCGAACUGCACGGAACGCGUCAGAAAAAAGCGAACCGUAUGGCACCGAAGCCUUCGAAUUUGCGACACGUAGAUACAUGCAACGCGACGUUGAAUUCGAGGUGGAUACCAUCGAUAAAUCCGGUGGUUUCAUUGGUUCCCUGUAUUUGAACAAGACGGAAAAUGCCGCUAUUACACUCGUAAGAGAAGGGUUGGCUACUGUCCAUUCAUUUUCUGCGGAGGGUUUACCAUGGGCACGGCACUUGUAUGACGCUGAGGCUGAGGCAAAGGCGGCAAAACGUAAUCUAUGGAAGGAUUACGACGAAGCUGCACAGCAAGAAGCAGAGGCUGUCGUUGAGGACGACGGAUCAGAAGCUCUGAAGACCCAGUACCAGGAUGUCAUCGUUAGUGAUAUUCGGACAAAGAAUGGCUUUGGCUUUUCUGUGCAGAUUCUCAGUUCCGAAGGUAUCGCGUCGUUGCGUGAACUCAUGCGAGACUUUUCCGCCUACCAUCAGACCGCAACCGUCGUACCCGCUGGGUUCGUUCCGAAAGGUGGCGACCUAGUCUCAGCCAAGUUUUCGGAUGGCUCAUGGUACCGCGCAAAAAUCCGCCGAGCUUCGCCAAUAAAGAAGGAAGCAGAGUUGACCUUCAUCGAUUACGGAAACCAGGACACGGUAUCCUUUGCUAACAUCAGACCUCUUGAUGCUCGGUUCCGCAACUUGCCAGGUCAGGCGCACGAGGCGCGACUCAGUUUCGUGAAACUCGUCGACUCCAAUAGUGAUUAUUACACGGAGGCGAUUGAUCGCUUCCGCGCCCUAUGUGAAGGUCGCAAGUUGGUUGCCAAUGUCGAUCAGCAAGAAGGCGCGCUCCUUCAUCUCCGACUCAUAGAUCCCUUGGAUCCCGCUUCUGCCCAAGACCCCUUGUCAUGCAUCAAUGCGGAUCUUCUACGCGAUGGACUAGCCACGAUAGACCGCAAAUGCCGAUACUUGCAAUCAUAUCCACACCUCCUCAAGAAGCUUCAAUCUUCCGUUCAGGAAGCCAAACGUGAGCGUCUUGGCAUGUUCGAAUUUGGGGACGUCGAGGAAGACGACGAGUAA
Desarmillaria tabescens is the source of this 2763-nucleotide messenger RNA. RefSeq lists its product as uncharacterized. The transcript has 17 exons. Gene Ontology annotation, molecular function: nuclease activity; RNA binding. Gene Ontology annotation, biological process: mRNA catabolic process; regulatory ncRNA-mediated gene silencing. NCBI's taxonomy places the organism in Eukaryota, Fungi, Basidiomycota, Agaricomycetes, Agaricales, Physalacriaceae. The record is from RefSeq and is a predicted model, not a curated record. Bases 1 to 2763 code for a protein of 920 amino acids. Gene Ontology annotation, cellular component: RISC complex; cytosol; nucleus.